This is a messenger RNA of Triticum dicoccoides, 3358 nucleotides long. RefSeq lists its product as uncharacterized. Lineage: Eukaryota; Viridiplantae; Streptophyta; Magnoliopsida; Poales; Poaceae. The record is from RefSeq and is a predicted model, not a curated record. The transcript is spliced from 11 exons. Bases 1863 to 2756 code for a protein of 297 amino acids.
GCUCUCCGUCCUCCGACAGGCGUGCCUGGUACGCCUCCUCCAAUUCCUCCGCCUUGCGCCGCUCUUCCUCCUUGCUUUCAUGGAGGGAUGUGAAGCAGAAGAGGUUGAGGACUAACAUGUAUUUUGUGAUUUUCAUCCUAAUGCAAUAAUUAUUGGGCAUCACUGAGGAGUAACGACAAUAGAGGCAUAAAGAGAUAGCGGAAACUAGGCACCAUGAAAUAUUUUAAGAGAUUUAUUUAUGUCAUCGAUGUGUGCAUGAGGGAUGAUUUUUUUCCUCCCGUUACAACGCACGGGCAUGUUUGCUAGUGAAUACAUAAAGAAGAGACAAGGUGUUGGCCUUAUCUGAAUACAUUUAUUUUAACAAAUGUGUGAUAUGCCAAUAAGUAACUCUCAAAACUAAAUUUGUUUGGUUGAUAAUUGACAUAGUUGAAUCUCUAUUAUUUUCGUUAAAACAGGAGCAACAUGAUUAUGUUGGACCUACUGUGGCAUGGAGGACCCUCCCGAGUCGCCCUCGCAGGCGACGGGAGAGAUCGCUAGCCAAGAGAUGAUUAUGUCCGGUAAAAAUGAAAGAUGAUGAGAUGACCCCAUCUAAAGAUCGAGACUGACAUAGAUCGAAUGUCUCAUCUACCCAUCCCCUCAGUACUUAUGUUUUCAGACAAGAGUAUAACCUAAUAGUUUUAAAGUGAGCGGCGCGUGAUGUCUCUGUGACAUGUAGUUCAGAGCUGGCCAAAUUUCUGAUGCUUUAACCAACAGUUCACCAAGGCACAAAAUUUUGACAUAUCCAACCUAAGUGGAGAUUGAUGAAACAACACCUUCCUAAUUGGCUACGGGUGGUUAGCGGACCGGGGUUGUGGCGGAGGGGUUGAAGCAGUGUGGUACAUCACCUACCCAGUCCGUCCACUGGUUGACGGUGAAGGCAUCUAUGGAUGUCAUGUUCCUCCCACUCAUUCUAUCUUAUUUCGGGUGAAAACUUGAUCUUCGGAUCGGACGGUAGCGACGUUCGUGGUCGUGCCCUUCCUGGAGGCAUCGUCCUGGAGAUCUCGGUCCGGCAUGGCCGUCGCACAUCUUCCAAGAUGAUCGCUCCUCGUGCUGGUGGUCUCCGUCGGCUCUAAGCAGAUCCCUUUUUUGCACAUCUUAUAGGUGCUUGCUAGUAGUUGAGGUUGUGUGUCGGUGCCCGGCAUUCGUGUAUCUUGCUUUGGGUGUGUGUGGUAUCCAUUUGUAUCGGUUGCUUCGAUGUAUGUGAUGGUUGUUUUACAAUAUAAACAGGGAAACUCUUUUUCUUUCGUUAAUUGGCUUUCUUAAAUGACGACGAAUAUACAAAUAUCAAUGACGAGAACAUUAUAGGGGAGGGCGUCGAAUCACCCCUUCACAAUUCUCGGAUUUGGUGUUUUUUUCACCACGAUAUAACUUCUUACUAAUAAAUAUUAGUAUUCCCUCCAUCUCGAAAUAUAUUUGCAAUCUAGAAAAUUUCCUCCAAAAAUAUUUUUAAAACAAAAAAAUUACUUUCCCACCACCUAAUUUAGGUGUACUUUUGUUUGCGCCAAUAUUUUUUAACCUCCCGCUAAAAGUCCCAAAUUGGUGUCUUUGUUCCCACCAAAAAAUUAGCAUCCCGCUAAAUGCCUUUAUAACAACCCACGAAUAUACAAUUGUAGAUCAAAUCACGGCGUCUUCACGGGCGAUUGGAUCUGAGCCCUCGUCUCUGUUCAUCUGUGCUGCCGGUGUCAUGACGGCGUUAACAGAGCGAACCACAACAGCUGCACGGCGUCAGGGCACAAUGAUGAAUUUUACGGAGGAUGCUCCUGUAAAGAAAGGCUAUGUUCUUUUAACAAGGAUGGAAAGUAUAACGGCAUACAAAAACCAACAUGGACAACCCAGAUCUGGAUGAAGCUGGUGGACAGAAGAAGAAAGGGCGAGGUGUUCUAAAAGGUUUUAAAGCAUCUAAGAAGCGUUUUGCCAAUGGAUCUGCAAAGCUAAAUAUUACAUUCUCUGAAAAAUUGGGUGGUACAGUAGGAAUGAACUAUUGUUCGUUCAAGGAUGACGUGGUAGUCAUAAUGAAAAUAAAGCUACCACUCAUUGGAGUGAGGACGUGGUCGGACAUUCACCCUACCAUUCAUCGACUCAUUGUUGCAGAUAUGAUAGACAGAUGGGACCUGGAAGAUACACCAGAAAUAGAAGAAAAAGUUCUCAAAAUUGCGAAAGAGCAAUAUAGAGGCUUGCGAUCAACUCUAAGCUCCACUUACAAGGCAUACAAAACAGAUACAGCUAGAUUGGCUAAUCUGCCGGAAGAUUUGCAACCAGAAGAGUGGGAAUGGAUGAUUGAGUACUUUGGCACUGAUUCAAAAUUUCAGGAUCGCAUCCAAACGAACGCUGAUAACCGUAAGAAACAGAAGACAAAACACAUAAUCGGAUCAAAAUCUUACUCGCAAGUUAGUUUUGAGAAGAGAAACUUGGAAACUGGAGAAGAGCCAGAUUGUAUUGCUCUGUGGGAACUCACCCACACGAAUGAUGGAACAUGGUCUAACACAGAUUCCCAGAAAGUUUACGACAAAGCACUUCAAGAGGUUAAAAUCAAAGAAACUGAAGGUCCACUUUCAAGUGAGCAGAAAAACAAUAUUUUCCAGACCUCUUACAAAGACACUCUGGAAUGCAAGUCAUCGCAGCCUCGUGGGUACGGAUACAUUGCCAAAACUUCAACUGGUUCUGAAAGGUUUCGUAUCCAGAUCGAAGAGCAAGCUCGUGCUACAGCAGCCACCUAGGAGCGAAACUCUCAGCUGAGCCAGUAGGUCAACGAAUUAGAAGAUCAACUACAAGCUGAACGAGCAAACACACAAGAGAGGAUUAACUUGGAGCGUGCUGAGAGAGAACAACUUGAGGAGAGGUUAUAAGAAGAGUGUGCUGAAAGGGAAAGAUUGUUGCAAGAGGAGCGAACAUCAAGACUGGAAUUUGAAAAAAACAUGAUGGCAAAGUUUGUAGUAUUGAGCCAACAGAUGGGAACCCAACAGGUGCCUACGAAGAGGGUUGACAAAGAAAAUAGUAAUUCAAACUUGCAAAAUAUUCUUUUACAGAGAUCUAGUCCUAAUAAGACUCCAGGUUCAAGGCCAACUACUAUUUCUUCAAAUGUGCUCAUACAAGCUGCAACAAGGCAUUCUUGAAUGUGUAAAGCAAUGGAUCCAAAGAACUAGCUGGACUGGACUCUAGAUCACGGGAAGUUUAGUCUUCGAAGUUAAUUAGGAUGGCUAAAUUACAUUUGAGUUUCAUUUGAUGGAUAUUUGCUAUGAGAAUUAUGAAUUUUGUGAAUCUGUCUAUUAUACGUAUGGUUUUGAAUAUUGUAAUCGAAAUCAUGUAUUUUUUUAUGGUU